CUCCACAUCAGUAGGUGGCGGUAAUGCACCUUAUAUUUGUUUGCCAACCACGAAAAAAACACGAAGAAAGUGGCAAAACUUUUCCAGACGAAUGAUAAAAUGAUUCUGAGGCAUUCCCGAUGUUUGUUAGACAUCCRUGUCCGUAGGUGACAGAAAUGUACCCGCUGCAGUGAGAGGCGAGCCGUGUUGAUGGAUUCAGGCUGAGUUUGAAACCUACCAGCCUCCACUUCUCCUUUUUAAAGAUAACAAACAUUAGCUGUGCUAAUGGCGGAGUAUGGAGCUAACAUCACUGGAAAACUGCCCAUUUCUCGAGUUGCUCCUGUUCAGAGGAGAAAGAAAGGCAGACGGAAGAAGACCGAAGACGAAAAGCAAGCUCAAAAGAAGGAAAUAGACCGAGCCCGGAAUAAAACCAGGAUCAACAUCGGAGUGGCCUUCCAGAGGUGGAGGGAGCUACGAGUCCUGAAAAGAUUCAGAUCCGAUGCGCAGUUGGCCACUUUUCUGCUCGACAAGUAUCACCGUGGUUGUUUGGCUACAUCAGCACCAAACAAACGUCGGAAGACCACACAUCCAAACCCAGUCCUUUCCAGUAAUGUUAGCGACUCAUCCUCAGAUCAAGAUGAUGACUCAGAGGAAGGCAGUGAAGUUGAGGAGACUCCUGUUCAGGUUUUUGAAACAACUGUGACAGCGCUGGACAUUCCUGGUGACAUAGAUGAAAGGGACUUCAAUCACAUUCAAAACACUAAUAUUGACUGGGCUGAGGACAGGACAAAGACUCCAAAUGAGGACACAAGAGACAUCUCAACACCAGAGGAAGAGGAAACCAUAGAGGAGGGCUGUGACUGUGAUGACCUUGAUGAGGAGGAGGAUUACAUCCCCCCAUUUUGUGUUCGCCCUGCUGAUGCCAUGCAGCAGAUGUUACRUCUGGAUGCUCUUCAGGCCAUCAGCACGGAGGAGACAGUCCACGACACUCUAGACUCAAAGUCAACCGAAUUCCAAACAGUGCCAGAAACCCUUCAAGUCCAGAAGGAGUAUGACAUCAUUGUUCACCCUGCUGCCAUCACGUAUCAYGCCUGUUUGAAACAACUCGCACAGUGUCUGGUGCUGCCGAUCCCCAUGUGCACAGCGAAAGACCCGCUGACGUUUGUGGAGUGUCGGGCCCCUGGACCGUUCCAGAUCCAGACCAAGUCCAGAGGAACGGCUGUUAUCAUGCAGUGGAUCUGUCAGAACAAUCACUGUGUAUGGCAGUGGAACUCCCAGCCUACUUUCAAAGAUGGGACCCAGGCCGGGGACUUCCUUUUGGCGUCAAAUAUAAUCCUGUCUGGCAACAACUACACCAAAGUAGCGUUGCUCUUCAGGUUUAUGAAUAUGGGAAUGGUGGAGCGGUCAGCCUUCUUCAAAAUCCAGGACUCAUACUGUGUCGAUGCUAUCAAAGACUUCUGGAAUAAAAACAGAGCAGAAGUAAUUUCCAGGCUGCAAUCAAAGGACAGUGUUGUAGUGCUUGCUGAUGGGUGUAUGGACAGUCCUGGGGUUUGUGCUCAGUACUGCACCUACACUGUGAUGGAGAAUGACACCAAAGAAGUCCUGUCAAUAGUCAACGUUGACAAACGGGAGACUCAGAGGAGUCCUGUGUUUAUGGAGAAGGAAGGCUUCAUCAGGAGUUUUGACCAGCUCCACCAGGAGGUUAAACUUGCUGAAGUGUGCACUGAUGCACCUUCACCGAUAUCUGCCCUCUUCGACCCAGUGAAAGGAAAAUACAAGGACAGCCGAGUGCUGCACACUUUAGACAUGUGGCAUGGUUCCAAAGACCUGGGCAAGAAGAUACAUGCAGCAGCACAGCAAACGGGUUGUUCCGUUCUUCUGCAGUGGAUCAAGGAUAUCUGCAACCAUUUCUGGUUCUGCUGCAAGACAUCAGAAAACUAUGAUGACUUUUAUGAGAUGUGGAGURGCCUUCUUCGCCACGUCACUGGAGAGGAGGAGUGGUCUCUGGAUGGCUGUCAGGAUGGUCCCCUGGAGGAGCCCAAAGACAAGACGUGGAUAGAGAAGGGGUCUGUGGCCUAUCAGGCUUUAUCAGAAGUCAUUCUGAAUAAAAGCUGGCUUAAGGAGGUACACAAGUACCUGCACUUUAGGUCAACUGCUGAGCUGGAGUCAUUCCAUAAUCACAUUUUGAUGUAUGCCAGCAAGCGCUUCAGUUUCACUCCUCCUGUCUAUGAAGCAAGAAUCUUACUGGCUGGCCUGGAUUACAACCACCAUGUUCACAGACCACCCAAGAGGAGGCCUGAUGGCUCCAUCGAAUAUCGCAAACUGUACAAUAAAAAGUCCAGGAAAUGGAGUUUGUAUGCCAUAAAGCAGGAAAAGGACUACCGUUACAUCCCAGAAAUUCAGAGGGCAAUUUUAAAGAAUCAAGGGUCAACUGGAUUUGCACUUCCUCAACUUACUUCCAUGAGACCAAAUGGCCCACGUCAAGAUGGUGUGCCAUUUGGCGUGCCGUCUGGUGUGUCAUUCGGGUUGCCAUCCGGUGUGGCAUUUGGUGUGCUGUCCGGUGUGCAAUUUGGUGUGCCGACUGGUGUACCAUUUGGCGUACCGUCCAGUGUCCCGUCCAGUGUCCCGUUCGGUGUGCCGACCGGUGUGCCAUCCAGUGUCCCGACCGGUGUCCUGUCCGGUGUGCCGACCGGUGUGCCAGCUCCCACCACCCAGGAGCUGAUGGAGACACAAGUCAGCAGAGACCAGGAUGAGCAGCAGCUGUCGAAGGUUAACGAAGAAGAGGUUCCUCGUGUGUCCAGCUCCAAUCUGGACCAACAGAACCCAGAACUCCUCCACAUGAAAGAGGAGGAAGAGGAACUCCAGAACCCAGAACUCCUCCACAUGAAGGAAGAGGGAGAGGAACUCCAGAACCCAGAACUCGUCCACAUGAAAGAGGAGGGAGAGGAACUCCAGAAUACACAACUCCUCCACAUGAAGGAGGAGGGAGAGGAACUCCAGAACCCAGAACUCCUCCACAUGAAGGAGGAGGAAGAGAAACUCCAGAACCCAGAACUCCUCCACAUGAAGGAGGAGGAAGAGAAACUCCAGAACCCAGAACUCGUCCACAUAAAGAAGGAGGAAGAGGAACUCCAGUGCAGCGAGGWAGGAGAGCAGCUUCCUGUGAGGAGUGAAGAUGAUGAGAAACCUCAGUUAUUCCAGCUUCAUCAGAUCAAAACUAAAAACAACAGAGAGACAGAAACUCCAACCAGCAGCUCAGCUGAACUCAUGAAGACAGAAACUGAUGGAGAGGACUGUGGAGGACCAGAACCAGACAAGAACCGGAGUCCAAAUACUAACUUACAGCCAAUCACUGAUGAGAGGGCUUCAGACUCUUCAGAGACUGAAGACAGCGAUGAUUUUGAUAAGGAUGAAAACAUGUCAGGUUCUGGAUCUGACAAUGAAGACAGUGAUGAAGAUUGGAGGGAAACCAGGACACCUGGAUCAGAACCUCCAGCUAGCUGCUCAGCUGAGCAGAUGAAAACAAAAACUGAUGGCGAGGACUGUGUAGGACCGGAACCAGGUCCAGGAAGAUCCCAAGCCAACUGGCAGUCAGGU
Messenger RNA from Austrofundulus limnaeus, 3576 nucleotides. RefSeq lists its product as uncharacterized. The record is from RefSeq and is a predicted model, not a curated record. NCBI's taxonomy places the organism in Eukaryota, Metazoa, Chordata, Actinopteri, Cyprinodontiformes, Rivulidae.